Messenger RNA from Colletotrichum siamense, 1824 nucleotides. RefSeq lists its product as uncharacterized. The record is from RefSeq and is a predicted model, not a curated record. The coding region runs from base 1 to 1824 and encodes 607 amino acids. Gene Ontology annotation, molecular function: oxidoreductase activity, acting on CH-OH group of donors. NCBI's taxonomy places the organism in Eukaryota, Fungi, Ascomycota, Sordariomycetes, Glomerellales, Glomerellaceae. The transcript has 4 exons.
AUGAACACCGAAAACCUCCCAGACUACCUGACCAUCCCAGGGAAAACGAUUCCCAGCUUUCACUGCCGCGUUGGCAGAGAUCACAAUGAUCGUCAGCCUCAGCCAGCCAACACCUACGGAUUCCCUGUGCCGGGCGUGCAGGGACCCUCUCCUGCGUCAGUCAUGGCCCUUGACUACUUCGCAAGUGACCGGACUUGGGGUAAUAUACUGUCCCAUGGAGACUUUGAUUACAUCGUUGUCGGUUCAGGCUUUACUGCUCUUGCAUUCAUUCAGAAGGCCCUCGAACUCGACCCGUGUGUCAAGAUUCUUUGCUUGGAGCGCGGAGGCAAGUAUUCCCUGUAUGGCUUCUGGCUUCCGUCUCACUUUCAGAACCUACCAAUUCCUUUCAAAAUGGUACUGGGCGGGCCUUCUGAGACAUUCCCCUGGACCCUCUCACGCAAGACCUUUGAAACAAAGGAGCUCAAGUUUUGCCACGGCUCUUGCCCAUUCUUCGGCGGCCGAUCUACAUUCUGGUCCGCUUGGAGCCCAAGACCAACGCUAGACCUCAUGCGCGAUUUCCCCGAGACUAUGAAAAAGACUGCUGAGCAAGAGGAAUUCUGGAAAAAAGCCAAAGAGCUCUUAAAUGUCACAUCCGCAGACCAGAUCGACGAUAGCGUCUUCGGAAGCCUACAAACUGCCAUUGAUAGCAUUCUCAAAGACUCGGUUGGCAAGAUUCCUACCGCGGACUAUGUCGAGUCAGCCCCGCUUGCCGUUGGAAAGCGCAGCCCAACUUCCCGUCUGCGAUUCAACAAGUUUUCUGUUCCUGGGCCUCUUCUCGGCAUCUUGGAACAACAGAGGCAGCUGGCUAAAGCUAACAUGGGAGCGCCUUUGGAGAUAGUGGUUGACUGUGCGGUAAAAAGCAUGGCCAAAGGCGACGACGACAACUUUGUCCGCGUUGUCGAAACCAGCAAGGGUACGUUGUCGUGGACUGGUAACAAGACCAGGAUCAUCCUCUGCGCUGGCGCCAUUCCCAACGCAACGAUGCUGCUGAACUCUUUCGAGAGUUGCCGCGACACUGUUGGUAAGAGACUGACCGGCCAUUACGUGACACACAUCUCAGCAAGAUGCCCUGUGAAGAACGUCAAGGGCUGGAAAAAGGAAGACACGCUCAAGAUCGCUGCUGCGUACCUGGCUGGCAAGGAUCCCAAGACUGGCCUACAGUAUCACGUUUCGGUCACGGCGUUGAAUAGUCCCAACCCGAAAGACGACGCAGAGGACGCGGCUCGCGAAUGUCCAGAUUAUGCUGCUGCGGCGACGCUCGAUCAACUGACCGGCUCUGAGGACUACGUUGUGUUUGUCUGCUCGGCCCUUGGGGAGUUCAACGAGAAGAACACUAAGAACCAUGUCACUCUCAACAAAGGCACUGACCCGACUUGCAACGUCACCCUGCAAUACACCUUGAGCGACGAGGAUUAUGCCUCUUGGGACGUGAUGGAUACGGCAACCUACGAUACUAUUAAAGAGAUGUCGGGCGGCGAUGAACACGAGUCGAGCAUUGAAUGGUGGGAUGAGAAAACUCACGGGUGGAUUAAAACGAAGCCAGCAGUCGACACUAUUAGAAUCCCUGGUAUUGUUCAUGAGUCAAGCACUUGUUUCAUGGGACCCAAGGAAAUCGGUGGUUCUGUGGAUGAGCUCUAUCGUCCUCAUGGGAUUGAGAAUGUUCAUGUCACUGGAUCCGCCCUUUUUCCAACCGCGGGCAGUUGGAAUCCUACGAUGACCAUGUGUGGAUAUGCCCAAGACUUGGCUCACAAGCUGCAUAAAAUGAAGCCUCAAGAGGACAAGUGA